AUGCGAUCAAGCUGUCCCGCCCGACGUUGGAAUGGCUUCCGGCGUGUCUCCCAGUCACGCUUCUAUUCCAGCGUGCGGGAGCAACAGCCGCCCCCAUGGCGGCCCGCCACCGCUCUAGACGAAUGGGCUGAGCGUCAGGCCCGCCCGAUCAGUCUGCGUCAGCUGACUUUCUUCGGCCGCACCUUGACCGAGCCUCGCUUGAUCAGCUCGGCGAACUAUGUGCGGACUGAAUUACCGACGCGAUUGGCGCAUCGGUUACGAGAUAUCCAGCAACUGCCCUACGUGGUGGUGGCCAAUCCACACCUGUCCCUCGUCUACGAAUUAUACUACAAGGCAUUUGAGCGAUUUCGAGUGAUCCCCGAGAUCCAGUCGUUGGAUGAUAAUGAUCGAUUUUGUGACAUUUUACGAGACAUGUUGAGAGAGCAUUUGGUUGUCAUCCCCAAUUUGGCCAUGGGUGUCCUCGAGUGCCGCAACCUUGUCUCACCCAACGAGAUGGACAAGUUUAUGAAUACUCUGUUACGAGCGCGAAUCUCGCGGCGGGUCAUUGCGGAGCAACAUCUCGCUCUGACCGACACAUUCAACUCUCCCUGGCAUUUCCAAGACUCUCACGAUCGGACCGACUUGAACGCGGACUUUGUCGGAGAGGUGUUCUUGAAGUGCAAGGCGAAACAGGUGGUCGAGCGAUGUGGACGAGUCGCACAAGAUCUGAUGCGCCGAACCUCGAGUACUGCGCAGCUCCCCGAGAUCAUCGUGCAAGGUCACCUGGAUGCAACGUUUCCGUACAUUCUGAGCCACCUGGAGUAUAUUGUGGGAGAAUUGCUGCGCAACUCUGUGCAGGCUGUGGUUGAAAAAUACCACGACUCGCCGCAUCCCCCGCCACCCAUCGAAGUGCUGAUCUGUGAAACGCCACAGCACGUGAUCAUGCGCAUUUCGGACCAAGGCGGCGGGAUUCCCCAAGAGAUCCUGCCGUACCUGUGGUCCUUCAGCAAGGGUCCACGGACCCAGACUCGACUCGAGAAUCUGGGUCGGGUCCCCGCGAUGGCUGCCACCAUGCAGGAAUUGAAGGUACCGGAGCGGAAGGUCGAACGAGACAGCUGGCACGAGGGCUCUCUGGAUUCCCUGACCUCACGACCCCCCAAUCUUCGACUGGGCAUGGGACUGCCCAUGAGUCGGGUCUAUGCCGAGUACUGGGCCGGUAGCUUGGAGCUCCAUAGUCUGGAGGGAUACGGGGUGGAUGCUUUCCUCCAGAUUUGCAAAUUGGGAAACAAGAACGAGCAAGUAACGACCCGCGCCGCUAUGGAUGCCGUAUAA
Penicillium diatomitis is the source of this 1311-nucleotide messenger RNA. RefSeq names its product protein kinase PKP2. Gene Ontology annotation, biological process: regulation of glucose metabolic process; protein phosphorylation. Bases 1 to 1311 code for a protein of 436 amino acids. Gene Ontology annotation, cellular component: mitochondrion. Lineage: Eukaryota; Fungi; Ascomycota; Eurotiomycetes; Eurotiales; Aspergillaceae. Gene Ontology annotation, molecular function: pyruvate dehydrogenase (acetyl-transferring) kinase activity. The transcript has 4 exons. The record is from RefSeq and is a predicted model, not a curated record.